CGUCACAAUUAUCCGGAGAGGGAUGUAGGUUAUGUACGUACCAAGUAGGCUUGAGUGGUUCCCGGUUUACUAUUAAUUUCAUAUUUCGUGUAAGAAGGACGCGAGACGAUGUAAGGGAGAAUCGACGACGUCGUCUCGUCUUGCAAGAUGGAUCGCCGAUUCUGCGUCCGUGCCGGGUAGACCACGUAAACGUCCGUCUUCCGGCUCCGGAGGAGAGGUUAGCUCUCCGUCCAAGCCGACCGUGCCGAAAAUGGCUGUGGAGUUUUUGAUGAAUCGGCUUAAGGCCUUGUUCGUGUUACUCUUCGGUAUAUUUAAGCGCGCGAUGUGCUGCCUCCGACGUCGAAGACGAUCGUCCUGCGACUCCGUGCCCUUGUCCACCGUCGGUGUGGUGCCGAAUGUUCUCACUAGCUCGACGGAAUUGGAGCAAUGGGAUAAGUGGGAAGAAAAUCCAGUUGUUGUUAUACCAGAUAAGCCAGUUAAUACUGUACAAGCUAAGAUAGAGCAGUAUCGACAACAAGUGAUUAAGGCUCCUGAAUCGCCCACUGAAGAACAGCUUAACUUUUUUGAGGAUAUGACUCCAAAAAUCACUAGACAAGCAAAGAUUCUAAUAAAAGAUAAGCAUGCAGAUGGCUCAUCUCGUAACAUUGCAAAAUUCACGGCCAUGGAUCCUGUUCCGACUAAUGAAUUAGGAGAAUGGGAAGAAAACUCCGCUGGUUGGGAAGUGGACGAUUUCAAUGAUCCUACCAAAGUGCUACGAGAGCAAAGAAGGAGAGAGCGGGAACAGCGAUUAAUGGAACAGCAGCAGAAAAGGCUGGAACGUACUGCAAAACCACAACCCUUGGGUGCAAAACUGUGUUCCUGAUGCGAGAUCACAAAUGCGUGGGAAUUAAUAUCAAAAUACACAAUGUAUAUUUUAAUGGGAUACAUGCCGGAUAUUUUUAAUAUAGAAAUUGGCAUGUUCGUAUAACCCUUUAUUGCUCGAUAUAAUUUUCAAUAUCACGUGAUAAUUUU
Trachymyrmex septentrionalis is the source of this 1011-nucleotide messenger RNA. RefSeq names its product receptor-binding cancer antigen expressed on SiSo cells. The transcript has 4 exons. The record is from RefSeq and is a predicted model, not a curated record. Bases 251 to 862 code for a protein of 203 amino acids. Lineage: Eukaryota; Metazoa; Arthropoda; Insecta; Hymenoptera; Formicidae. Gene Ontology annotation, cellular component: secretory granule.